Rhipicephalus sanguineus (brown dog tick) is the source of this 840-nucleotide messenger RNA. Its product is annotated as elongation of very long chain fatty acids protein 7. Gene Ontology annotation, molecular function: fatty acid elongase activity. Lineage: Eukaryota; Metazoa; Arthropoda; Arachnida; Ixodida; Ixodidae. Gene Ontology annotation, biological process: very long-chain fatty acid biosynthetic process; sphingolipid biosynthetic process; fatty acid elongation, polyunsaturated fatty acid. Bases 11 to 811 code for a protein of 266 amino acids. The transcript has a single exon. The record is from RefSeq and is a predicted model, not a curated record. Gene Ontology annotation, cellular component: endoplasmic reticulum membrane.
CAAGGGAGCCAUGAAUACGUCCGCAUCGCCGCUUCAUAGCCUACACGAGCACUAUGUGCUUCUGGCUGAUCCCCGAACGCGGACGUGGUUUUUCAUGGGCAGCCCCUUACCCGUGAUGGCUGUCAUCGGGCUCUACCUAUUUUUCGCCACUCGUGUUGGACCCUGGGUCAUGAAGGACCGUAAGCCUUUAAAUGUGCGCAGUAUAGUAGUCUUCUACAACGUGGUCAUGAUGGGACUCAGCGUCUACUUCAUCUACUUCGCUCUCUCGUACGCCUCCAUGCGGAGGCCCAACCAGAGCGUCUUUUGCUGGGCAUCGGACCCUCGACCGACGGAGGACAACAUGUUUUUCCUGACCCGUGCGUGGUUCUACAUGCUCAUGAAAGCCGGCGAGAUGCUGGACACUCUCUUCUUCGUGCUGCGCAAGAAGACGAACCACCUAAGCUUCCUGCACCUGCUGCACCAUUCUUUAGCUCUGUGGUCCGUGUGGUUAGUGUUGACGCUCGGCAUGACGGGUCACGUGUUCUCGUUCCCGCUACUCAACUCUGCCGUGCACGUUGUGAUGUACGGGUACUACGCCCUCGCCGCCCUUGGACCAGCCCUGCGGCCAAAUCUCUGGUGGAAGAAGUACGUCACCCUGUUCCAAAUUGCGCAGUUCGUGGUUUUAUCUCUUCACGCGCUAAUACCAGUGAUCCAGGACUGUGGCAUAUCCAGGAUACUAGCGUUCGUUGGCGCGCUGGAAGGACUACUUUUUGCUUCACUCUUUUCAGACUUUUAUGUGAAGACGUACGUUCGUAAGAGUGCAAUUAAAUGAUGCUUCUGCGAAAUAGUACUUUAAAGAAA